Molecule: messenger RNA, 529 nt
Organism: Gigantopelta aegis
Lineage: Eukaryota; Metazoa; Mollusca; Gastropoda; Neomphalida; Peltospiridae
Exons: 4
Coding region: 77-463 (128 amino acids)
Source: RefSeq, a predicted model, not a curated record
AAGAUUUCAUGACGUCAUACCAGGUACAUAAUGCAAAAGUUUAGUUUAACAAAUAUAGUAUGCCAAUGUUAAUCAAAUGGACAAAAAGCGGAACGCAUCGACAAAAAGACUGAGGUGGAACCUCUUCAGAGUCCGUCAUAGCAAAAUCUUGGAGAAAGAUGGCGGUGUACAGCGACAAUCGUACACGCUGGGCGACCAAAAAUAUAUUCUCCCACCUAUAAAGAAACUCAGGCCCUCCAAGGACGGGAAAUGGGGGUACCUGGACAAGUGGCCGGCGAACGCCAGCACCCAGAUGGGGUCGUCUGCGACCUGCAGCCUGACGCCGACAAGAGGCUGGUCGUCACGAAGGACGACGAAACGACACGCUCGAUAUGACCACAAGACCCCGAUUCCUCGAGAAACUCGAAGUUUAUCUAAAGAACGAGUUACACAGGCUCGGUGUUACAGAAGUGAAACCCAGUGAAGUCAGGCUUAAGGUUUAUCGGCAGGUCUUUGACGCGUUCAUUAAAAACUUUACAUCAUACAGUUC